This is a messenger RNA of Culicoides brevitarsis, 1347 nucleotides long. RefSeq names its product F-actin-capping protein subunit beta-like. Gene Ontology annotation, molecular function: actin filament binding. The transcript is spliced from 2 exons. Gene Ontology annotation, cellular component: F-actin capping protein complex; cytoplasm. The record is from RefSeq and is a predicted model, not a curated record. Gene Ontology annotation, biological process: cell morphogenesis; barbed-end actin filament capping; negative regulation of filopodium assembly. The coding region runs from base 138 to 962 and encodes 274 amino acids. Lineage: Eukaryota; Metazoa; Arthropoda; Insecta; Diptera; Ceratopogonidae.
GGGCACGAAAGAUUAAACGUCACUGAAAUUCUGAGUCAAUCUGCACUUUCCGUCGACUUUUAAAGGGAAAUUAAUCGAAAGAUAUCGGAAAUUACUUAAAUUUUGUUGCUCAAUUUAGUCCACCGCUGUGAUAAAAAAUGACGGAACACCAGAUGGAUUGCGCUUUGGAUUUGAUGCGUCGCCUGCCCCCGCAACAAAUCGAGAAAAAUCUCAUCGAUUUGAUCGAUUUGGCGCCCGCUCUGUGCGAAGACCUGCUGACAUCCAUCGACCAGCCACUGAAAAUUGCCAAAGACAAGGCGACGGGGAAGGAUUACUUGCUUUGCGACUACAAUCGUGACGGCGACUCGUACCGAUCGCCGUGGUCAAACACGUACGAUCCGCCACUCGAAGACGGGUCGUUGCCGUCGGAGCGCCUUCGAAACCUCGAAAUUGAAGCCAACUAUGCCUUUGAUCAGUACCGCGAGAUGUACUACGAGGGCGGCGUGUCUUCCGUCUACUUGUGGGACUUGGAUCACGGAUUUGCGGGCGUCAUUCUGAUCAAGAAGGCGGGCGACGGCAACAAAAAAAUCAAAGGGUGCUGGGACUCGAUUCACGUCGUCGAGGUGCAGGAAAAAACGUCGGGACGCAGUGCGCACUACAAACUCACGUCGACCGCGAUGUUGUGGCUGCAAACGAACAAGCAGGGCAGCGGCACGAUGAAUUUGGGCGGCAGUCUUACGCGACAAGUGGAACAAGAUGCGGCAGUGGGCGAAACGUCGCCGCAUAUCGCCAACAUUGGGCGCCUCGUCGAAGACAUGGAGAACAAAAUUCGCAACACACUGAACGAAAUUUACUUUGGCAAGACCAAGGACAUCGUGAACGGACUGAGAAGCGUGCAAUCGUUGAGCGACCAGAAGCGCGAGGACGAACUGAAGAAACAGUUGGCGCAACAACUGCAACUCCGGAACAAACCCGACAACUAACCAACGCAGGAAAUUGUCUUCGGUUAAAAAAAAAGUAUUUAUCUAUUUUUUUCAAAAAAUAUUUUUUUAUGUAAUUUUUUUUUUUUUUGUUAUGUCGAUACUUUAACCAAUUUAUAUAUUUUUUUCAUUUAAAGAAAUUAUUAAACAUUUAUUUACCAAUAUUUUACUCGCAACGCAAUCAACUUCAAUACGCAUCUCUCCAAAUUAAGCAAUUAAGGUUAACAAAAAAAAAAAAACUAUUCACGAAAAAAUAGAAAAAAAAUAAAAUUAGAAUGAAGAGAAAUAAUUAGGCGAAUUUGCUACUAAAACAAAUAAUUAAUAAAAAUUAGAUCGCUUUUUGUAUUAAAUUCCAUUUCUGUUCUUUUUCUAGCAUUUAUUACCCAGG